Molecule: messenger RNA, 812 nt
Organism: Eucalyptus grandis
Lineage: Eukaryota; Viridiplantae; Streptophyta; Magnoliopsida; Myrtales; Myrtaceae
Product: phytohormone-binding protein
Exons: 2
Coding region: 183-647 (154 amino acids)
Biological process (GO): defense response; abscisic acid-activated signaling pathway
Cellular component (GO): nucleus; cytoplasm
Molecular function (GO): signaling receptor activity; protein phosphatase inhibitor activity; abscisic acid binding
Source: RefSeq, a predicted model, not a curated record
UUCCACAUGAAGCCAUCUCUCAGCACCAACGAUGAAAGAUGCUCUAUCUUGUCCCUUUCUCAGUCUCUUUGCUUCUCUUCGUAGCUUGAAGAGUACCUCUGUGUUGUUACCAAACGUAGCAGUCCCUUCAAAAUUAUCACCAUACCGCAAUCUCCUACAAUUCCAGAAGAUAAGUGGCAACGAUGAAAGAAGCGAAGACUCAAGCGACGGUCAAUGUCGGGAUUGACUCGUUGUGGAAGUGUUUAUCCAAGGAUCUGCACUCUAUCCUUCCACAGGUCACGCCAAACUUUGUGCAGAAUGCAGAGGUCAUUGAAGGAGAUGGCAGCCUCGGUUCAGUCAUUCUUUUCACUUUUGGCCCGGAUGUGCCAAAAAUGAAGUACCAGAAGGAGAAGAUAGUGGAACUCGAUGAGUCUUCGCAUCGAAUAGGGUUGCAAGUGAUAGAAGGGGGUCACCUUGAUCUGGGCUUCACCUUUUACAAACUUUCAUUCCAACUGACGACAGUUUCAGAGAAGCAGACACUGGUGGAUGUCAUGGUGGCAUAUGACUGCGAGACAGAAGAAACGGGUUCUCCCUCAAAAUCUACAGCUUCUGCACUCGCGUGUAUCAAGUGCCUUGAGAAUCAUUUGUUGAGUACUAAUGCUAAAUAGAGCUACAUCAAUCACAGUUCAUCUACAAUCAAGAGAAGGGCGAGGAUAAUUUUUAUAGCAUGCCGAGUGAGGUGAAUCAAAGCAUACUUUAAUCCUAUCCGCAUUAGAGUCGUGAUUUAGUUUUGUAUCAACAACUUGUUACCUUAAAGAGAAUUCAUAACGAUA